Messenger RNA from Papilio machaon (common yellow swallowtail), 3055 nucleotides. RefSeq names its product E3 ubiquitin-protein ligase COP1-like. Lineage: Eukaryota; Metazoa; Arthropoda; Insecta; Lepidoptera; Papilionidae. Gene Ontology annotation, biological process: proteasome-mediated ubiquitin-dependent protein catabolic process. Gene Ontology annotation, molecular function: protein binding; ubiquitin protein ligase activity. The record is from RefSeq and is a predicted model, not a curated record. The transcript has 6 exons. The coding region runs from base 306 to 2531 and encodes 741 amino acids.
GACAAAUUGGCAUAUUGCUUGCUGAUUGCUUCUUUUGCUUAUUUCAAGCUCGUAACAAGAAUAUCUAGUUUUUAGUGAUAAAUAUACAAAUUUUGUGUUAAUUUCAAAUAUUAACCCGAAUAUCUUAUGUGAUUUUCACCGUACACUCAGUAUAGUGAACUGUUAGCAGUGGGCGGAGGCUGUGCUGAUGGUUGUAUUUAUGUGCAAAGAUUUUGAUUUAACGCGGCCUUAUGGCCAGCAAGAAUUACUAGUAUGCUGGGUCAAAUAUCUCCACAGUUUAAUUAUUGCUUAAAUCGGUUGCAAUAAUGUCCGGCACGGCAGCAACUGUGGGCGGUGCCGGCGCUGGUCCAGGGGGUGGCGGCGCGGCACUGGGCGGGCUGGGCGGCUCGCUAGAGGACAAGGACUGUGAGCUGCUAUGCCCCGUCUGCUUCGAGCUGAUCAGCGAGGCGUACGUGACUCGCUGCGGACACUCCUUCUGCUACGCCUGCAUCGCCAAGUCGGUCGAGCUGCAGCGCCGUUGCCCAAAAUGCGGCGCCGCCCUCGCCUCGCGCGAGCACAUCUUUCCCAACUUCCUGCUCAACGAGCUGGUGGCGCGGCGCAAGCUGCGCGCGCGGCCCGCGCCCCCGGCCGGCGAGGCGGCGGAGGGCGUGCGGCUGCGCGCGCUGGUGGCGGCGGAGGCGCGGCACCUGGGCCUGGCCGAGGUGGACGGCAUGCUGGACGUGCUGACGCGGCGCAAGCGGCUUCUGCAGGCGGAGUCCGCCGCCGCGCAGCAUCGCCUGCUCUACGAGUUCCUCUCGCAGCUGCUGCGCCUGCGCCACCACCAGCUCGACCAGCUGGCGCGCGAGGCCACGCUCGUCAGAUCUGACCUGGAGCAGGUGGGGCGAGUGCUGCGCGAGCUGAGGGCGGGCGCUCCGGAGCCCCCGCGCCCGCUCUCCCCGCACGCUCUCGACCACGCCUCCGAGCAGCAGGACUGUGCGGAGGAGCGGCGCGGGGAGGAGGAGGAGAGUUUCGCGGGGGGCCCGGGGGGUGGGGCCGGCGGCGACGCGGUGGCCGCGCGCUGGCGACGUCUCACCACACACUUCGAUGACUUCGUGCAGUGUUACUUCGCGCAUCGCGCGGACGAGCUGUACUUCCCGGGCUCGAGCUCGGCCACGCCCACGCCGGGUCUGGGCUCCGCCCCCGGAGCGUCGGUCGCACCGUCCGCGGUCCCCGCGCCCACGCCCGCGCCCUCCUCCUCCGCCGUCAACGAGGGCGACGCCGUGCCGCAGCAGAUGUCGUUCGAGUCGCGCGCAGCCAGCGCAGCAGGUCGGUGCUCAUGGUUACAGAUGUGGGAUGUGGGCAGUCAGACAUUGACGGCACGUGUUGAUGUGACAGGUGGGGGCGGGGGCGGGGGCGGGGGCGACCAGCGCGCGCCGGAGGGCGGCGAGGCCGGGGCGGGAGUGGGGGGCGGGGCGGGGUCGGGGCUGGGCGGGGCGGGGGCGGGCGCGGUGGAGCCCUGCGGGGGGCUGGAGGCGUUCCGCGCGGACCUGGCGGCGUUCACGCGCUACCGGGCGCUGCGGCCGCUCGCCACUCUCUCCUACUGCAGCGACGCCAUCAACUACUCCACCAUCGUGUCCACCAUCGAGUUCGACAAGGACAACGAGUUCUUCGCCAUCGCCGGCGUCACGAAGCGCAUCAAGGUGUUCGAGUUCGAGUCGGUGGUGCGGGACGCGGUGGACGUGCACUACCCGUGCGCGGAGAUGCAAUGCGCGCACAAGGUGUCGUGCGUGUCGUGGAACGCGUACCACAAACACGUGCUGGCCUCCGCGGACUACGAGGGCACGGUGAGCGUGUGGGACGCGGCGGCGGGCACGCGCACGCGCGCGCUGCAGGAGCACGACAAGCGCUGCUGGUCCGUGCACUUCAACCGCGCCGACGUGCGCCUGCUGGCCUCGGGCUCCGACGACGCCCGCGUCAAGCUGUGGGCGCUCAACACGGAGCGCUCCGUGGCCACGCUGGAGGCCAAGUUCAACGUGUGCUGCGUCCGCUUCAACCCCGCCUCCGCCUGCCACCUGGCCUUCGGCAGCGCCGACCACUGCGUGCACUACUACGACCUGCGCGCGCCCCGCGCCCCGCUCGCCGUCUUCCGCGACCACCGCAAGGCCGUCUCCUACGUCAAGUUCCUGGACGCGCGCACGCUGCUCUCCGCCUCCACGGACUCGCAGCUGAAGCUGUGGCGCGUGGAGUCUCCGCGCUGCGUGCGCUCCUUCACCGGCCACGCCAACGAGAAGAACUUCGUGGGCCUCGCCACCGACGGGCGCUACCUCGCCUGCGGCUCCGAGAACAACGCGCUCUACGUCUACUACAGCGGUCUCUCGCGGCCGCUGCUCGUCUACAAGUUCGAGGCGCUGCGCGGCUUCCUGGAGCGCGAGCGCCGCGACGAGGAGCCCUCCGAGUUCGUGUCCGCGGUCUGCUGGCGCUCCGCCCCCGACCGCCCCGCGCUGCUCGCCGCCAACAGCCAGGGCACCAUCAAGGUGCUCGAGCUGGUCUAGUGCUCCACGCCGGACUCCCACUUUGCACAAAACGGUCCAGAUCUCAUGUCCCGUCGUAAGACUCUUGCAGGGUAGUUGGAGAAAAAGAUGAAUGCGAAAACUAUUUAUUAAAUGUGCCAAAUGUAAAUCUUUACCUGUCCAUUCUCUAAAUUGAGUCGUUAGUGUUGUGAAAUUUUAUUCUAAAAACUAUAAAAAUUCAAGUUAAAACAUUUAGUAUUAGUGUAGGAGAACAAUAUCUGUCUACCCACAAAAUAGAUGCAAGAUGUUAGAUUUCUUCUGUCUUUGAAUGUGUCCAAGUGUAUGUGUUAGUUGAUAUCCUCGCGGAUGUAGAAGUGUUACCAGCAUUAUCCUCGCGGAUGUAACGAUGUAGAAGUGUUGCCAACUUACAGAGAGAAGUGGUGUUGCCAGACUUUCUGUUCAUUCUCGAAAAGCAAUAAACUUGUAAAUAAAGUGUAAGUGUAAAGUGUUGGUGAAAGUUCUGUUGUAAGUAAACCUUUACCCCUGUAUUAGUGAAGUUUUAUUUC